AUGCCUUCCACGUUCAGAGCCUCGCGCUCAGGGCGACACCUCGAUGGUGCCCCAAAUCGCACACGAACCGGUCAAAUCGAUCACGAUGUCUUUGAAGGAUUACCAGUGCGUCGCUGGUCCCGACAGCAGCACACCUUAUCUCAAGCGCCCAAGCCAGAUGACUCAGAAUUCGGCGUUCAAGGUCCAGGCGGAGGACCAACCCUACCAGAGCUCCCCAUGCCAAGAGACAGUCAGCUCUUGCCGCCAAUCAGUCGCGCACUUCUUCGAGCAGCCCGUGCUGGAUGUAUCCAUAUCCGCCAGGGCAGUCGAGCAGCCGAUGACGAGGAGAAAAGCGUGGCCGAUGCGGAAGACUCAGGAUCGGCAUCUCAUACGGCUGAUCGGAGCUUCACAACUCGCAAAUGGAUGACGCUUCCCAAACACCUUGAGCCUGCGGAGGUAGAGUUUCUAGCAAAGAGGCGCCCUGGUCUUUCAUCCCUUUAUGGCGCCACUGCUGGCACAGAUGGGUCGGCUUCUGGGCCCAUGAGGAGGACGAAAUUCAAAAAAGUUGAUCCCGAAACAGGCAACAUCUCCAUCUACGAAGCCUGGGUGCCAGAGGGCCAUCGAAUUGAAGGAGAGAUUACUGGCGACUUGCAGACGAUUGCCGAGCAAAGCCAAGUGCCUGUGAAGCCUGAGGCGCCUGCACCCGGAACAGUCGUCGAGGGGGUCGGCAUUGUCAAUGCCGAGGGUGUUGUUGUUGCAGAGGCUGGAUCGGCAGCUGUAAUGACACCUCCAAAGCGACGUCCGCCUCCACCUAAGCGAAAGGGCAGAGGCAUUGGAAAGGGCCGGAAGAAGAAGGUCAUGUUUGCGCCUGGCGAAGGGGCUGAUGCCGCGACAGUACAUGGAGUUGGCCCUGCUACUGGCAGUGGGGAUGGUGGCGUCAAGAGAGAAGACCAGCAGGAUGCCUCGCACAUGUCCAUUGACCAGACUGGGCAAGACGAAGACGAUGAAGACGGCGACGAGGGCGACGAGAGUGACGAUGGUGACGAUUCCAUGUUAGAUGCGAAGACCCCCGAUACCCCUCAGCCUCUGUCUGGCACAGAGUUUGUGGAUCAGCCUUCAUCCGAAACCCCUGCCGAGCAGUCAGUUGAUGUCGACAUGUCAGAUGCCGUUCCUGAAACCCAGCCUCCUGCCCCCGAAAAGGAGAAGCAAAACCAGCCUGAGAAGACCUCAGACGUGGAUUUUGCCCCCGUGGCCGCCAAUGUUCCCUCAGAGAAUGCUGAAGUCACCGAUUCAAAUGAGAAGCCUGUCAUUUCGGAGUAUGACAAGACUCCCACUCCCCCCGCCGAAACUGCCGUAACGACAAGUGAACCCACUGAGCUUCCAGCUGCAGUCGGUGAAGCUCAAAGCUCAGAUACCAAGGUGCAAGGAGAAGAGGAAGCCAUAAAGCCAGCGGCUGACCUUGCACCGAAGGAAGAACUUGGUCUCCCAAGCCAGCAGGAAAACGCGACUGCCCUGUCACCUGUCAGCCUCAAAAAGUCUCUAGAACCCGCAGUAGUACAUGAGCAUUCAGAACCAGAACAGACUGCAGAAUCAACCGAUGUCUUGGCAGAGACUCGGGAACCUCAACAGAUUUCAAGCGAGUCGAUUUCCAAUGCUGGCACACAAGAACAGACCUCGAUAGCUACCGAGCGCGAACAACCAAAUUCCUCUGAUGCCCCCGAGCCCAGUCCACACUCAGAAGAAGCAAAAGAUGUCGAGAUGGGAGAUGUCCCGGUACCGGAGCAAAGCGAAGGGCUAGAUACCCAGUCUCCCGCGAAACAAGACUUGUCUCAAGCACCACCAACCGUAGAGAAUCCACAGCCCGAGCCCACCGCAGAGGAGUCCACUACAGCUGCUCCUGUGGAUCCCAGUCUACCAGAAGAACCAACGCCCAGCGCAGACGAAAAGACAGAGGCAGCAACCGAAACAACUGUCCCUGAUCAAAGUGUCGCCGCCGAAGCAGAGCUGAAGGAAGAUUCUCGGCCUAGCAAACCCAAGGAGACCAAUGACAAAGUCGAGGAGCUCCUAGAUACGACCCCACAGGCUGAUCCGUCUGAGUCUACAUGA
This is a messenger RNA of Penicillium verrucosum, 2085 nucleotides long. RefSeq lists its product as uncharacterized. The transcript is spliced from 2 exons. The record is from RefSeq and is a predicted model, not a curated record. Bases 1 to 2085 code for a protein of 694 amino acids. Lineage: Eukaryota; Fungi; Ascomycota; Eurotiomycetes; Eurotiales; Aspergillaceae.